Tribolium castaneum (red flour beetle) is the source of this 1639-nucleotide messenger RNA. RefSeq names its product coiled-coil domain-containing protein 96. The transcript has 2 exons. Lineage: Eukaryota; Metazoa; Arthropoda; Insecta; Coleoptera; Tenebrionidae. Gene Ontology annotation, cellular component: axoneme; ciliary basal body. Gene Ontology annotation, biological process: cilium assembly. Bases 66 to 1583 code for a protein of 505 amino acids. The record is from RefSeq and is a predicted model, not a curated record.
GGUAAUAAUAUUAGUUUGACGUCUGUUUUUUUAUGUAAUUUUUACGCGAUUUAUAGUUUUUUGUGAUGUCUGGAGAUUUAAAUCAAGAAAUUAUUGCAUAUCAUAUAGAGGAAACUAAAAUCAACACUGAAGUGGAUGCAACUUCUGCCGAACCCAUUCCUGAUAGAUCCACUUUGGAAGACAUAUUAAAAAGUAGUAGGGAACAGAGAACCAGCGAUGAAAAAAACGAAGGUUCAGCUCAAAGUGACAAGAGCAAAAGUGUUAAAUAUACACCAAGCGAUGAAAAACUGGAACUACAAAGUGUAAAUAUCCAUGACUUGGCUGUACUUAUGAAACGCGAGACUGACGAACUGGCCGUUGAAGAUAUUUUUUCUUUACGAAGCGAAGACAAAUCUAUAGAUACAGUCAGUGUUUCUUACUUGAAACCACCUGCUCGCUACCCUGACUCUGUUCAGGACCAGGAAUUCGAAGUAGACAAUGAGUCUGUUUAUUCCUUUCUUAUGAAACGAGAAUCCGAAGAAACUCUAACAACACCGGCACAAAGUCCCGAAAAAUCAUCGGAAUCUAUCCCCAAAGACGAGAAACAAAUCGACAGGAACAUGUACUACGAACUGCACAGGUUAUACACUGCGAACUACAACACCCAGAAGUGGAAGAACAAUUACCUUCAGAAGAAGUUAGCACAGUACUAUAACCGCCGAAAGAUGUAUCAUGUGUUUGUCGUGGACAAGUCCCAACAGGAGUACGCCAAGAUGUAUGAAAAACUUCUAGAAUCGUUUGCAGUCAAACAGGACGAAGUUGCAAGAGAACAAGCAGCGUUGGAGAACGAAAUAAGCGUUCUGCGCAACAAACAUCGCGCCAAAAGUGAAGAAGUUGCCAACCUCCUGGUGGAACUCCAGCAAGCCGAAGCAGACGUGAGCAAGCAGUUCAGCUACACGGUUCUAAAUGCUGCGAAAAUGGUCGAACGAUUCCUCAAACGCCAGCGGAUGCAGCUGACACGUUUCAAGGAAAUGCAUCUUGCUUACAUAAAAUUGCGAAACAAGAACAACGAAGCGCAAGAUACUUUGGAUUCGCUUGAUAACUUGGGCCCCAACUGCCGCCUAAUCGACUACGAGCAGUUGAAAACGGAUAACAGGAACCUUUACGAAAAGCUGGAGGAGAAGGAAUUGUACUUAAACUCGUUAAGACAGGAGUGUCGAAACGUGAUGCAGAUCUUGGCUCAUACGAGAGAAAAGACGAAUGUUGUGAAUUUGGACAUUAUGAAGUAUCAGGAGCAGCUCGAUUUGGUGUUAGCUGAUGGCAUGGAAGCACGGGAACAGUUGAGUAUGAUGAAGCAUGAGAGGGAUUACAUCAGGCGGCAGAUAAAUAAACUAAAGCUUGAGACUGGGUUGCUUGGACGACCAAAACUGUUAAGGGAUUUGGAAAGGUCGAUGGAAGAAGUGGAGGAAGGGUUGGAUCAACUAGAGGAGUAUAAAGAAGCUUGUGAGGUGGCAUCUGAAACCAUGGUAGCUGUGAGGAAAUAUAUUAGCAGAUUGAGCGAGACUGGGCAGUCGGGAAAGAUUACGAAAAGAAUUCAGUUCUGAGCAAGUGGGUUUUAGAGAAUGUAAUGUAGGUGUCAAUAAAUUCGCUAGCUCUUUAA